UUAGUCUGAUUGAUGACACAUUGUUAUUUCAUCUACUCAUGGAUCAACAGCAGAAUGGAGGAUGGAGUGUGGUGGAGUCUGCCACACCAGAGGUGCAGAACAUCUGCAAUAAGGUAAAGACACAAGUUGAAGCGUUCAUACCUGAAGUUGCAUUCGAUCAUUUCACUGCUGUAAGCUUUGCUCAUCAGACUGGGAAGAGAAUGAAUUUUGUAAUCAAGGUGGAUGUAGAAACGAGUGUAAGUGUUCAUGUGAUGGUAUCAGCAGCUCUACCUGGCUAUCCAGAGGAUCUGAAGGUGCUGAGAAUCCAGUACCCUAAAAGCUCCAGUGACCCUCUGCAACCCUUUUGAAUAAGCACAUACAAACAUCUACAGGCGCUCUGUUUGAUAGUGUAACAACACCGUAACAAUAUUAAACAUUCUGACACUCCA
Xyrauchen texanus (razorback sucker) is the source of this 428-nucleotide messenger RNA. RefSeq names its product cystatin-B-like. Lineage: Eukaryota; Metazoa; Chordata; Actinopteri; Cypriniformes; Catostomidae. The coding region runs from base 39 to 347 and encodes 102 amino acids. The record is from RefSeq and is a predicted model, not a curated record. The transcript is spliced from 3 exons. Gene Ontology annotation, molecular function: cysteine-type endopeptidase inhibitor activity. Gene Ontology annotation, cellular component: cytosol.